UCAGCAUGGCCGCCCUUCAAGAGUACUGAAAAAAUCACAAAGGCCAUCAAGCACAGGGUAGCUCCGGGGCCAAACUGGCUUCGAUACAGGUGCAGAGUGCUUUCCUAUGCAGACACAUACGAGGAAGCGAAGAAGAAAGAGAGGAAGGCUGAAGAAAUGUCGGACCUCACAACUGAUGAAGAGACUGCCCAGAAACGAACAAAGAGGAUGCCCCAACGGCUGCUGUCGUCCUCAGAGGAUGAUACCACAGAAGAAGUGGAAAUUGAUGACUUCAGUGAUACCGUGGCUGGAGGAUCAACUGCUGCCUUCGUCAGACCUCCACCGCCAAGAAAGCUUGCGUGUCGAGACCUUCAGCCUACUCCACCACAAGCUGCAUACCGUGAAAAGCUGACAUCACAGCCGGCAUCACAACUGCAUGUUGCCCGCAGAGAUGAUCCUCAUGAUGAGUGCAGAGCAUUGCAGAUCAAAGUGUUGGACCUUUUGGAACGUGUGUCAACGAAGCUGGAUGACCAGAUGAAGAUUCUGAAGCAUUUGCGCACGGAUCCUACUUCAUCAGUUUCUCGGGAUACUGAGGCUUUAAUUGCGCUUCUUCCUGUGACCUCUCAAACAGCACUUCGGGAGCUGGAGCGUUUGCUGGAGUGCUCCCAGAAAAAAAACUGCGCUGACCAUGCAACUUUCUUUAAUUGGCGGUUCGUCACUAAAGGAUGCUGUGCGCCACAUCAUCAAUCGGUGCGUGGAUGACAACAUUGCCAGCUGCUACUCCAUGACGGGCAGAAAGGGGAAGUUGCCAUUUUUUUUUAUUUAGGCUGCUGUCUGUCAUUAUUGGAGCACUCCGCAAGUCCUUCCCCUCGGCAACAGACGUGUCCAUAAACGGCCUUAUUGCUGAUUGGUUGAGGCACGCCCCAACUCGUAUAAAGAGACGGCGCCAUGAAGACGACCCAGCGGCAUAGAGCCCACCUCAGUCCAAGCAUACAAGCAAGCUGGUGUUCAUACUGUUUUGCCAC
Molecule: messenger RNA, 1004 nt
Organism: Ornithodoros turicata
Lineage: Eukaryota; Metazoa; Arthropoda; Arachnida; Ixodida; Argasidae
Exons: 6
Coding region: 157-741 (194 amino acids)
Source: RefSeq, a predicted model, not a curated record